Nicotiana tabacum (common tobacco) is the source of this 1113-nucleotide messenger RNA. The record is from RefSeq and is a predicted model, not a curated record. NCBI's taxonomy places the organism in Eukaryota, Viridiplantae, Streptophyta, Magnoliopsida, Solanales, Solanaceae.
AUGUGCUUCCCAACAUUUGCUGUUCGCGAACCCGAGACACUGUUCGCAAACGCGAUGCUUUAUGGAGCCCUUCUUUGCGAACGCGAGCUCCCCCUUCGCGAACAUUGGAGGCUUGUGCCUAAACUGUACAAGAAUAGGAUAUGGGCUCAUAUUAAGGAAAAUACUGAUGCUACUGAGGAUAUGAGAUGUAUGUUGAUGAUAUCGGUUGGAUCUACAUGGAAAGAAUGGAAGCAUGAAGCAAAAAUGAUCGGUUAUGAGCCAUAUAACAACGAUAUUGAAUGCUUAGCUAAACAUUCAGAUAGGGUAGAAGAAGACCAGUGGCGUGUAUUAGUUCAUUAUUGGAGCUCUAAUGAAGCAAAGAUGACAAAGAAGAAUGGUGUAAAACUAAGUCGUAUCGAGGUAUUCAAAGAAACACAUACGAGAAAGAAUAAACAACCAUUAAAUGAGAUAGCUGAUGAAACUAUGAAAGAAAUGGAUGAACUUGCUAAGGUGUAUCCUGAGUUAAAUGUCCCUGGAAGUGCUUCCAAUGAUGUGUAUGCACAGGCUGAGCAAAGAGAAUUUGAUAGAAGUGUUGAGAUAGAAGUUGAAAAAGCUACCUCCGCCAUUAGAAUUAAGAUGGAAGAAAAAUUAUCUGAAGCAAAAGAAGAAAUAGAAGCGAAGGAGAAAAGGUUAUUUGAAGCAAAAGAAGAAAUAAAAGAGAUGGGGGGAAAAAUAUUUGAAGCAACAAAGGAUAUGGAAGCAAAAAUAGACGAGAAAGUAAAGUUGGGUAUAGGUACAUAUCUAGAGUCUUUGGGUAUUACUAUUGGCUCAAAUAGGAAAUUAUUUGGUAAUGAGCAGGUUUCUGAUAACUCAAUGAACGAUCACCAACAAUCACUAUCACCUGUUUUCGUUGUUCACACAAAGAAGGUUAACAUAAUCAAGAAGACUGGAAUUAGUGAAGUUGGCACAAACAAAAAGAAGUGGAUGGUGAUGAAACGCACUACCGGGUCAGCUAGCAAGCACCCGCGCAUACUGCUAGGGCUUCAAGAGGCCAAGGUAGAGGUCGAGGAAGGGCACGUGUCACAGCUAGAACAUCGGUUAGAGGGGCAGUUGAGGAGCCGCCAAUUGCUCUAA